GCGACGCUUUACCGGCGAGGGUUUAUAAUGGUUUUUAGUUAGUCAUUUAGCUUAAUUUUCUAACAUAUUUAACCAAAUUAUCUGCCGUGGUAAAACAGGCCACGGCCGCGGCCCGCUGAGGAGUUUCUGUAUUUCCUCUGUUCGAACAUUUAGUUAACUUAGUUUGUUUUUUGGUGAGUUUAUUUAGCCAGUAAACACAAAUAGCUCAGCUGAGCUAGCUAACCUAUUAAUUUAGUUUCCAGCUGUGUUUCUAACUGAGAGGAAUAAUGUCCGCGGCUGCUGCUGAAGUUCAGGGCGGAGAGCUGGGUGACGGAAGGGCUGGAAGUAGCCCGGCUGCUGGAGCUCAGAGGUCCGGGGAGCAGCGGCCGCAGGAGGAGGAGCUGCGGGAGCGGAGUGUAGGCGGGCGGGCGGAGGAUACAGCGGCCGGAACGCGCAGCCCUAAACCCGGACACCUGCAGCCCCAGGACUCGCAGGUCUACACCGCCACCCAGCUCCCAUUCAUUAACAAGAAGGAGAACAGCGAUAAAACUCAUCCACUGACUCUAGACUGGGCCUUUGGGAUCAACCCAGCCGUACCUGUCUUCAGCCUGGUGGAUGAAGAUAGAUUGGCUGUGCUUUACAGCUGUUCCCAUGUAGCUGUAAUAUAUGACCACACCUCUAACUCCCAGCAUCUUUUACAGGGUCACUGCAGUCCCAUUUCCUGCCUGUGUGUCAGUGAGGAUAGACGCUGGAUCGUAACGGCUGACAAAGGCCAGGAGAGCCUCGUUAUCAUAUGGGAUUCAUACACAGGGAUCCCUGUGCGCACUUUGUUUGAGAGUCACCCUGAGGGUGGUGUAGCUGCUCUAGCAUUGUCAAAGGAUUCCAAAUAUCUUGGGACCGUUGGAGCUGGAGCAGUUCAGAGAGUUUGUAUCUGGGACUGGACUAAUGAGACUGAAGGUCCAGAAUGCCAGGUGGAGAUCCACCCAGAACAUGGUUUUCAGAAUCACAUCACAUUUAACACCACAGACAGCUUUCAGCUAGUCAGUAACAGUGAAGGCCAUGUAUUAUUUUACACCUGGGAUAAUGGUAUCCUGAAAUAUUCAGCACCGGAAAUUUCAGGCAAGACAUUUAGCAAGGUGGUAGGUCCAAUCAGCCAGUCUACCUUCUUUUCUAGCGGAGUACAGGCUUGCUCCGUUUCGUUGGCAGGGAAUGUGGUGCUUUGGGAUGUAGUGGAAGGAUCUGCUGCCGACAAAAACAGGGAAAUGCAGGCCACCAAACUCAUUACGCUGCAGAACGAUGGCAUCUCAGCACUGACUCUGUGUGACAGCUUCAUUGUCACCGGUGACGUGAAUGGACAUGUCAAAUUCUAUGACGAGAGCUUCAAGCUCAUUAACUGGUACAGUGAAUUCAAUUUGGACCCCAUCUCUUCCAUUUCCUUUUCUAAGGAAAUCACGUCCAGCAGCAGUGUGAGAAACCAGGAAGACUGCAGUCUAAAUAACCAGCCGUUAAUCAAAAGAAACUUUGUCUUGUCAACAGUAAGUGCAGCCUUGGUCCAUGUUAACGUUCAGGGCAGCGUGGCACAGUCUCUACUGAAGGAGCAUGUAGAGUCUCUGGAUGCAGUGGCCUGUCACCCCAAACACCCUCUAGUGGCUAUGGGUGGCCACAGUGGACUCCUGAAAGUGUGGGACUAUGAGAAGAAAACUGUAGUGUUCAGCAGAGUCUUCAAUACAGACAAGCAGAUCCAGUGCAUGGCCUACGAUCCUCAAGGUUUUUAUCUGGCGCUGGGCUUUGCCAGUGGAACAGUGCAGAUUCUGGAUGCCUGCACCCUGCAGCAAGAACAAGAGGAGAGCUUUCAGUACAGUCUGGAGUGCAUUACUCAUCUCACCUUCUCCCAUGACUCCUCCUACUUAGCCACUGCGGACUCUGGUAAGGCUGUGACGGUGUUUCAGCUGUGUAAGAAAGGUGGUCAGCAUGUGUGGGAGUACUUAGGGAGAAACCGCUCUCACUACAAGCCCAUCCAGGACCUGAUGUUUGGAGUGCAGCUGGACAGCACACAGCCACGCCUACUUUCUCUGGGAAUGGACUGCAAGCUAGUGGAGUAUGACCUACAGAACAGCAGAAAAGAUGAGCUGUUGAUCCUCAGCUUGGAUCGCAUCGAGCAGAGUGCUCAUCCCACCUGCAUGGCCUGGUACCCACCUUUAACCACUGAACACUUCUUGUUGAUCGCAUCUGACCACUACAAGCUGAAAAUGUUCAACGUCACUACUAAGAUGUGCAGAAAAACACUCCUCGGACCCACGUAUGGCUCUCCACUGAAGAAGAUGCUGAUCCUCCUGCCUUGUAAAGACAAGGAUCCCAGUUCUCGUUACAUGGCUUAUAUAACAAAGGACAAGGUUGGAGUUCAGAUUUUGCCACUGGAUGGGAACCCAUACAAGUCCUCAGCACUGAUAUGUCACUCCAUGGGUGUCUCCAGCAUGGAUUGCUCCUAUGAUGGCAGAUACAUUUUCACAGCUGGUGGAAUAGACAAGACGGUCUUCUCCUGGGAGAUCAGCCUUCUUGCACUAGAGGCGGCUGCUUCUUUAGGAGGACAAGACAUGAUUCCUUUUUACACUCUUUUAGAAGGAGGGAGGGAUGGAGAACUUUUUAGGGUGAUGGAGGAUUUUUUUUAUUACUGCCAGUUGCGCAAUCAGGGCAGCGACUCCAUGGAAACCAGACAAGUGUCUACUCACAUCCCUCUCACUGAAGUGCCCUUUAUGGUGAGGGCACUUGGCUUCUACCCAACAGAGCAAGAGCUGGAAGACAUGCAGAACGAGGUAAAAUUCAGCUGUUACGCAGAGACGGGAAACUACGUAACUGAUAUUGACCUGGAGGACUUUAUCAAGUUGUAUAUCAAUCAUCGACCAGCUUUUGGCGUCUCCAGGAAGGAGCUCUGUAAGGCCUUCCUGGAGCUGGGUGUUCCAGAUGAGAGCGGGCAGCCAGCUGUCAGCCGAGAAGAGCUACUGGAGUUUCUACAGAACAGGGGUGAACAAAUGACUGAUGAGGAGCUGGCUGAAUGCUUUAUGACUUUGUUGGGCUCCAGUGUGGAAGGAAGCCGAUCUGAAACGGGACCAGUGGAAUUUAUGGACUCUGAGUUACUACUGGAAAGUGAGUUGCCCCUGAACAUCACCAUGGAUACAUUUGCCUCAGACAUCCUGGGAUUUCCUGGUGCCUCUUUGGAGGAUUCUCCUGAAGGCUCCUCCUCAUCCUCCUUUCCUUCUGAAGUCUCUGUAGAGCAGGACUGAGACACUCGCUCUGUGGCUUCAACGCAAACCUGCUAUUUUACAAUGGAAACACUGGAGUAUUUACAGGAACAAAGGAACUAAAGGGAGAUAUUAUUACAUGUUAAAUAAUGUAUAUUGUCUUUAUCAGAUUGAACUGAAAAAACUAAUGUAAAAAGGAAAAGUGAGCUUUAGAAGUUUACCAGUUUGUAUUGGAAAUAAAUAUAUUCACUGCUC
This is a messenger RNA of Astyanax mexicanus (Mexican tetra), 3473 nucleotides long. RefSeq names its product cilia and flagella associated protein 251 (gene cfap251). Lineage: Eukaryota; Metazoa; Chordata; Actinopteri; Characiformes; Acestrorhamphidae. The record is from RefSeq and is a predicted model, not a curated record. Bases 267 to 3260 code for a protein of 997 amino acids. Gene Ontology annotation, molecular function: protein binding. Gene Ontology annotation, cellular component: sperm flagellum. The transcript has 20 exons.